Molecule: messenger RNA, 857 nt
Organism: Neurospora tetrasperma FGSC 2508
Lineage: Eukaryota; Fungi; Ascomycota; Sordariomycetes; Sordariales; Sordariaceae
Product: histone H2B
Exons: 4
Coding region: 107-520 (137 amino acids)
Biological process (GO): nucleosome assembly
Cellular component (GO): nucleosome
Molecular function (GO): structural constituent of chromatin; protein heterodimerization activity; DNA binding
Source: RefSeq, a predicted model, not a curated record
ACUUCUCUCGACUUUUGUCCGCGACCAUUCACGACCGAAGCAAAAACGCCCGCUUACGCAUAUCCAUCUGUUGAAUUUUAAUUCUCGAACUAUCGAAAUCACCAAAAUGCCUCCCAAGCCCGCCGACAAGAAGCCUGCCUCCAAGGCCCCCGCUACUGCCUCCAAGGCCCCCGAGAAGAAGGAUGCCGGAAAGAAGACUGCCGCCUCUGGCGACAAGAAGAAGCGCACCAAGGCCCGCAAGGAGACCUACUCCUCCUACAUCUACAAGGUCCUCAAGCAGGUCCACCCUGAUACCGGUAUUUCUAACCGCGCCAUGUCUAUCCUGAACUCGUUUGUCAACGAUAUCUUCGAGCGCGUUGCCACCGAGGCUUCCAAGCUUGCUGCCUACAACAAGAAGUCCACCAUCUCCUCUCGUGAGAUCCAGACCUCUGUUCGCCUCAUCCUCCCCGGCGAGCUUGCCAAGCACGCUGUAUCGGAAGGCACUAAGGCCGUUACCAAGUACUCUUCCAGCACGAAAUAAGUGUUCUGUGAUGGGGUGUUUCGUGUCUUUCCUCUCAUUUUCUGUCUAGGGCAUUAGGAUUUGUUGGCAUUUGGGUGUCACUUACGAGGAGACUUUUGGCCAGAGGUUCCAACACAAUCCGCUUGGCGUCUCUUCUAAUUGCAAUGCGUUACGGAUGGUCUGCUUUUUUUUAUUAUCUUUGGGGGCAAUGUCUUCUCACGGCUUAUGGGGUUCUUGCGAUUGUACAAUAACAUACCUUGACAUCAGGGUUUCGGACGAAAUGAAAUCGUGCACAUGAUCAAAGAACAUAGCGUGUUCAGUUUGAUCAGUGACGGCGCCUUCGCUUCAACGACACGGG